GGCGUGUGAACGGUGCCGCUGACUGACUGGGGCUGCUGCCUCAAACACACAACACUGUCUUUCAGCCGUCGAAGAAGAGUUCCUGUACACGAAAACGAAUAAAAGUGCCAAAAUGGGAAAUGGAUCGAUGAAGCUGAACCCUCUUAAGCAGGUCAGCGGCUCUGCCAAAUCCAAAAACAAUGGAGAAUCAAGCUCGGUUUCUCAAGUUCUCAGAGUUAGAGUGGAAGAAUUGGAGAAUCAACUAAAGAGGAAGGAUGAAGACAUGAAUGCCAAAGAGCUUCAGAUCAAACAUUUAGAGGAGCAGCUGGCCCAGCAGAGACAGACCAUCUCCGAGAUCUCUGACACUUUGAGGAACAAGUGUCUACAGCUCAACAAGCUCCAGGAUGCACUGAAGAAUCAAGGGGAGUUAUGUCUUCUGCCAUCACCUAUCAAAGAAAAGGUCAGUCAUUGUCUCACUGGCCUGUUCAGAGAUACCCUCAACAGAAGGAAAGGAGCAAAAGCUGGAGUUUCUGCAGAACCUUCAUCUAGAACGUAUGAUUCCAGUGGUAUACCAAAGUUCUACUUUGAGAGUGCACGAGUCUGGAAAGAACAAAGCGUAAAGAAGCUCCUCACAGAUGCUUUGAAUAAGAACCAGUAUCUGAGAAGACUUGAAGUGCAACAGGUGAAAGACAUGGUGGAAUGCAUGUAUGAGAGGACGUACCAUCAGGGAGAAUACGUCAUUAAACAAGGAGAGCUGGGAAACCACUUGUUUGUGCUUGCAGAUGGCAAACUAGAUGUCUAUCAGCACAACAAACUGCUCACAUCGAUAGCAGUCUGGACCACAUUUGGUGAAUUAGCCAUCUUGUACAAUUGCACCAGGACUGCCUCAGUCAAAGCUGCCAGCAAUGUGAAGACAUGGGCCCUCGAUCGAGAAGUCUUUCACAACAUCAUGCGGAUGACUGCCGAGGCUCGACACGAGCAAUACCGCAACUUCCUGAGGAGUGUUUCACUUCUUGCCAGUCUACCUGGGGACAAACUAACUAAGAUUGUGGACUGCUUAGAGGUGGAGUAUUAUAAUAAAGGAGACUACAUCAUCCGGGAGGGAGAAGAAGGAAACACCUUUUACAUAAUUGCCAACGGAAAGAUUAAAGUCACACAGAGCACACAGGAUCGUGAAGAGCCUCAGAUCAUCAACACCUUGGGGAAAGGGGAUUAUUUUGGAGAGAAGGCCCUCAUCAGCGAUGAUGUCAGGUCUGCGAAUAUAAUCGCAGAUGAGGAUGGUGUGGAAUGCCUUGUCAUUGAUCGAGAAACUUUCACUCAGACUGUUGGGACUUUUGAUGAGCUUAAAAAAUACCUCCAGAACUAUGUGGAGAAUUUAGCACGGGAUGAUAAGAAGAGAAAUGCUAAGAGGUCAGGAAGCUGCACUCCUCCCACACCAGUGUCACAUGAUAUGAUUGAGCUAAAAGAGAGAGAGAGCAACUUUGCAUCCACUAUACCCUUCAGUUGCCUCCAGGUUAUUGCCACGCUGGGAGUUGGAGGCUUUGGCAGAGUUGAACUGGUGAAAGUGAAGAAUGAGAAUGUGACGUUUGCUCUGAAAUGCAUCAAGAAACGACACAUCGUGGAUAACAGACAGGAAGAACACAUUUACUCCGAGAGGAGGAUCUUGCUUGAGACAAACUCUCCUUUCAUUGUGAAAAUGUACUGCACUUUCAAAGACAACAAGUAUGUGUACAUGCUGUUGGAGGCAUGUUUGGGUGGAGAGAUCUGGAGUCUUCUUAGAGACAGAGGCAGUUUUGAUGAAUACACUGCCAAGUUCUGUGUGGGCUGCGUAACAGAGGCCUUUGACUACCUCCACAACAAUGGGAUCAUAUACAGAGAUCUGAAGCCUGAGAAUCUCAUGCUGGACACAGAUGGAUACGUCAAGCUGGUGGAUUUUGGCUUUGCUAAGAAGCUCAAGUGUGGCCAGAGGACCUGGACGUUCUGUGGGACUCCAGAGUAUGUUGCACCUGAGAUCAUUCUCAAUAAAGGUCACGGUCUCAGUGUGGACUUCUGGUCUCUUGGAAUCCUGAUCUUUGAACUUCUCACAGGAAGCCCCCCCUUUACUGGCUCAGAUCAGAUGAUUAUAUACACAUUCAUUCUGAAAGGAAUUGAGAAGAUGGACUUCCCUAAAAAGAUCACCAAGAGGCCCGGUGACCUUAUUCGAAAGCUGUGCAGACAAAACCCUUCAGAGCGACUGGGGAAUUUGAAGAAUGGAAUAACUGAUAUUAAAAAACACAGAUGGUUCACAGGAUUUAGCUGGAGUGGUCUGAAAUCCAGAAGUCUGAUAUCACCACUUAAAAGAGAGGUCAAGGGACCCACUGACCACAGUUACUUUGACAGUUAUCCUCCUGAAGAAGAAAUCCCUCCAGAUGAAAUGUCGGGUUGGGACACAGACUUCUAACUGACCCCUCAGUGCACCCAUGUGUUCAAACAGUGUGAGUUAAACAAAACUCUUCUCCAACAUGCCAGCCUUUCUUCCAAGGAACCUCAGACCAUUAAGCCAACAGAAGCAGUGUAUGUGCCGCAACAAUGGACUCCUUGACCCGAGGUUGCUGUUAGUGCUGUGGGAGGCACAGCAGAGGAGGACAGACAUAAGAAGGGAAUUGUUUCACCGUGUUCAGAUGUACUCAUACAUUGUGAUGAUAAACAUUGCUGUAUUUGACCGAAACUGUACCACUGAGAUGUCAGCGCAGGAUCAGUCUGUGAGAAUGAUGUAGCCAGGGCAUCACAGAAGAUGGUGUGAAACCAUUGGUAAUAUUUACCUUUAGAAGUGCAGAAGGGUUAGUGGUUUGGCAGGAAGGUGAGAUGUUCCUUGUUUUAGAAGCGCUGUUGAUGUCAUGUAUUUGAGCUCCUGAAGGUAAUAACCACCUGUGACUGUGAAUGCCAUGAUGAAGUUUCAAAGGUUAACCUCAGCGGGUGACUGCCUGGCACUUCACUUUGUGCAAUUCAAGCAGGGAUAUGUGAAAAGUAGCAUUUUUAGUGACUUUUCCUAGAGCUCAUGUACUUCAGGUGACUGUAACCUCUGCACCUGAGCCAAAUAUGUUUGUGUUGCUUGCUUAUUUUAUCCUUGUGAAUAGGAAAAACGUGUGAGAAUUUAGAUUUUGUUUAGUCAUUCUACAAGCUGUUUUACAGUAAUUGUAUAUAUAAAUGUUAGCUGAAAUGUACAAUUUUGUUCCCAGUACAUUUCAAGUUCAGGCGUCAGUGCACACUAGUGAUUUGUAAAUGAGAAUAUCUAUUAAAUAAUGGAGUUUGAUGUUUGUGUGGUAACUUUCCAGACCUUAUUGACCCAUUAAGCCAUUUACAUAAUGUUCCAUGAUGCAACAGUCUCAACAUAUUUUUGA
Onychostoma macrolepis is the source of this 3359-nucleotide messenger RNA. RefSeq names its product protein kinase cGMP-dependent 2 (gene prkg2). Gene Ontology annotation, molecular function: ATP binding; cGMP-dependent protein kinase activity. Gene Ontology annotation, biological process: protein phosphorylation. The record is from RefSeq and is a predicted model, not a curated record. Lineage: Eukaryota; Metazoa; Chordata; Actinopteri; Cypriniformes; Cyprinidae.